AAUUAUCUUUCUUUUUGCUGUCACUUUUUCGAGGAAAUAUAAUUCUCAAAAGAAGUCAAAAUGAAGAUCGGCCUUUGCGUCUUCAGUGGAUAUAAAAUCUACCCAGGAAUGGGAAAAACAUUAGUUAAAGCUGAUGGAAAGACCUUCACAUUCAUCAACAAAAAAUGUGAGAGAUCAUUCUUAAUGAAGCGUAACCCACGUAAAGUUAAAUGGACUGUCCUCUACCGUCGUAAGCACAAGAAAGGUAUUGAGGAAGAAGCAACCAGAAAGAGAACACGUCGUACGGUGAAACACACAAGAGCUAUUGUCGGUGCCACUAUGGCUGAUAUUAUGGCCAAGAGAAACAUGAACCCAGACGUUCGCAAGGCUCAACGUGACCAAGCUAUCAAAGCUGCCAAGGAGCAAAAGAAGGCAAAGACCCUCGAGAAGAAAGCUAAGGUUGUACCAUCGAAACAAAAGGCAAAACCAGCCCAGAAACAACAAAAGGCAGCCCCAAGAGUCGGAGGCAAACGAUAAAUUGCUAAUUAAAUUCCAUCUUAUAAUCUAUAAAUAAGAAGAAAAGAACAUGUGUGUGAAUGAUGAAAAAUAAAAACAACAUUUUUCAUUGAUAA
Chironomus riparius is the source of this 611-nucleotide messenger RNA. The record is from the annotation of a GenBank genome assembly. NCBI's taxonomy places the organism in Eukaryota, Metazoa, Arthropoda, Insecta, Diptera, Chironomidae.